This is a messenger RNA of Monosiga brevicollis MX1, 1057 nucleotides long. RefSeq lists its product as uncharacterized. Gene Ontology annotation, biological process: proton motive force-driven ATP synthesis. Gene Ontology annotation, molecular function: proton transmembrane transporter activity. Bases 13 to 678 code for a protein of 221 amino acids. NCBI's taxonomy places the organism in Eukaryota, Choanoflagellata, Craspedida, Salpingoecidae. The transcript has 4 exons. The record is from RefSeq and is a predicted model, not a curated record.
CGGAACAUCAAGAUGGCUGCCCUCCGCGCUCUUCAGCCGCUGCGCUCUGCCGCUCAGGCCGGCCCUGUCUCGGUGCUCGCCUCUCGUGGUCUCAAGAUCUCCACCCCUCAGCAGUCUGCCCUCCUCGAGAGCAAGACUGGCAAGACUGGUGCCGCUGUCCUUGGUUUCGGUCUCGCCGCUUACCUGGCGUCGAAGGAAAUCCUGAUCCUGCACAGCGAGACGGUCGUCGUUGCCUCGAUUGCCGCCGUUACCUAUGGUCUCAUGUCCAAGGCUGGCAAGGACAUUGCUUCGGGUCUCGAUGAACGUGCCCAGGCCAUCCAGGAGGGUCUCGAGAAGGGCCGCGUGGCCCGCAUCGCCGCCAUUGAGAAGGAGAUUGCCCAGCAGGAGCAGCUUAAGGCCUCUGUCUCCAACCUGCAAGAGAUUUACGAUGUCAACCGCGAGCUGGCCUCGGCUACCCGUGAGCUGGCUUACCGCACUGAGCUCCACGCCGCACGCGACAAUGCCCUGGCCAACCUCAAGGACAUGGUCGCCAUUGAACAGUCCCAGCGCCAGGCCGAGCAAAACGAGAUUGCCAACUGGAUCGAGGCUGAGGUGCUCAAGGCCCUUGAGGGCAAGGAAGAGGCCCUCAUGAAGCAGAGCAUUGCUGAUCUGGAGGACCUCGCCAAGGCCCAGGCCUAAGAUCUCUGGUUCUUCACCAGCCCAGACACUUAGCUCUUCUGUCCUUUGUAUUACUGGCUGACGAUGGGCUUUUUUCCCUCCCUUCGCCUGCCCUCGCCCCCACUCGUUGCGCUGCACAGCCUGCACUUGCUUUCAUGUGGAGGUGACCGGUCGAGCCGGAAAGGAGAGGCGGGCGGAUAGUCCCCCCAAGUCACCUGGAACACCUCCAUGUACCACCCUUGAUUGCAGUGCCCAACUCUGCAACUCGGGCGGAUAAUGGUUUUUUUCUUCUUUUUUUCAAGUGAAGUUUAACCGUGUUUGCUUCAUUUACCUCCCCUUGAACCCCCAUUGAAAUCUCUGUUCUCCUUGUUGGGAAGAGAAAAAUUGACUCAAAAUACUC